CAUUUACAUGUCAGAAUCAGUGUUUUAAUCUGUGUGAAUAUCGGAAGAAACCGGACGACGCACUUUACCUUUUAUAUUUUAUUAAAUUAUAAUAAAUUAUUGUCUUGUAGACUGUAGCGCCGUGAACAUCAGUGAUUGACGGGUUUUUGAAACUAUCGCAAUAAUUUAUAUCCGCAUUAGCUAUAUAUUUGAUUGAUUGUCAAUAUUAUAAUCUUAUUAGAACUCUAAUUGCAUAACAAUGCCGGCCAAAGCAGUGUGUGUAUUAAACGGUGAUGUUAGCGGCACAGUUUUCUUCGACCAGAAGGAUGCUAAUUCUCCAGUCAUCGUUAGUGGAGAAGUCUCUGGCCUGUCAAAGGGUUUGCACGGUUUCCACAUCCAUGAGUUUGGUGACAAUACAAAUGGAUGCACAUCGGCUGGUCCUCACUUCAACCCUUUGAAACAAGACCACGGAGCCCCCGACGCAGCAGUCAGACAUGUUGGUGAUCUCGGUAACAUUGAAGCUACAUCGGCUGGUGGUGUUACAAAGGUAAACAUCCAAGACUCCCAAAUCUCCCUAACGGGACCGAACAGUAUCGUCGGACGUACGUUGGUAGUCCACGCUGACCCAGAUGACCUCGGAGUAGGAGGUCAUGAGCUUAGCAAGACCACAGGAAAUGCUGGGGCCCGUAUUGCUUGCGGUGUCAUUGGACUAGCCAAAGCAUAAAUUUUUCAUGUUUUUUUUUUUAAAUACUGCCCCUUAUUAAUAAAAAAAAUGUUAAGUGCUAAUUCUCUUGCAGAUAUUAGCUUAUAAAAAUAAUAUAUCUCGUCUCUGAGAAAUAAGUAAAAUGAUUUAAUCAUUUAAAUGUAGUGUUAACAAAGUCUAUUCCAAACUUUGCAUAUUCUGUGCAUUCCGGACGUGUAACAGUAAAUAGUUAUUAUGUUGGUCUAGUUUGUAUCCGGUGCAGGGAAUGUUGGUAUUAGAAAUAUCAGUCUGCAGCUUGGUUAUUCAGUAAAUACUUAUAUUUGAA
Molecule: messenger RNA, 1007 nt
Organism: Melitaea cinxia (Glanville fritillary)
Lineage: Eukaryota; Metazoa; Arthropoda; Insecta; Lepidoptera; Nymphalidae
Gene: Sod1
Product: superoxide dismutase [Cu-Zn]
Exons: 4
Coding region: 239-703 (154 amino acids)
Biological process (GO): removal of superoxide radicals
Molecular function (GO): superoxide dismutase activity; copper ion binding
Source: RefSeq, a predicted model, not a curated record